This is a messenger RNA of Labeo rohita (rohu), 2281 nucleotides long. It is a transcript of the gene mmp28, whose product is annotated as matrix metallopeptidase 28. Gene Ontology annotation, cellular component: extracellular matrix. The transcript is spliced from 8 exons. The coding region runs from base 156 to 1670 and encodes 504 amino acids. The record is from RefSeq and is a predicted model, not a curated record. Gene Ontology annotation, molecular function: zinc ion binding; metalloendopeptidase activity. Gene Ontology annotation, biological process: extracellular matrix organization; collagen catabolic process; proteolysis. Lineage: Eukaryota; Metazoa; Chordata; Actinopteri; Cypriniformes; Cyprinidae.
ACACACUCGCGCGCCCUGGAGGCGGAACAUGCCUCCGUUCUUCUCUGCGUUCAGAGCCCUUCAGCUUGAGCUGUCUGGGGCUCUUCCCUUGAGUUUAUCAUGAUGGGAUCUAUUUUCAUGAGGUGAUUUUAGGGGUAAGGAUUGAACGCGUGCAGAUGGAGAUGAUUGUGCUGGUGUCAGCGCUGCUGUGCGUUCAGACCUCCGUCAGCUCUCCAGUCUCCACAGCUGCUCAGGCUCAGGGUUUUCUGGAGCGAUAUGGGUACCUGCACAAGCAGAAUGAAUCUCACAGCACAGCUGAAGUCAAGUCUGCCAUCAGAGAGUUUCAGUGGUUGUCUCAGCUGCCCGUCACUGGAGGUCUGGACGGGGUCACUCUGGAGAAGAUGAGGUCGCCCCGCUGCGGGGUUCAGGACGCCGGCAGUCAUGGUGCCUGGGGUCAAAGGGUCAGCAGCAUCUUCACAGGCCAACACCUCCGUAAGAAGCGAUACGCUCAGACAGGAGAGAAGUGGCACAGACGUCACCUGACGUAUCGUAUCAUGAACUGGCCGCGUAAUCUGUCUCCCAGUCAAGUGCGUGUGGCGGUGAAGACGGCGUUCCAGCUGUGGAGUAAUGUGUCUGGACUGAUCUUCCAGGAGCUCCAGCACGGUCCCGCUGACAUCCGACUGGCCUUCUUUGAAGGGGAACAUAAUGAUGGGACAGGAAAUGCAUUUGAUGGGCCAGGUGGUGCUCUGGCCCAUGCGUUUUUCCCUUUCCGCGGUGAGGCUCACUUUGACAUGUCUGAACGCUGGACCCUGAGCAGUCUCAAAGGACACAACCUGUUCCUGGUGACGGCCCAUGAAAUUGGCCACACUCUGGGAUUGGUUCAUUCACCUGUCCGUCACGCUCUCAUGUCACCGUACUAUAAGAAGAUGGGCUCGAAUGCACUGCUCAGUUGGGAUGAUAUCACUGCUGUACAACAGCUGUACGGUAAACAACGGGGGAAUUCAGUGCAGCAGUUGGCAGGACGGACUCUGAGAUGGGACAUGUGGGAUUGGCAGAUUUCUCAAGACCCUAAAGGAAGUUCUCUGACACCUCACUACUGCCAGGGAUUCUUUGAUGCCGUCACCAUGAAUGAGAAUGGGACAGUGCUGGUGUUUCAGGGCCAUCGUUUCUGGAUGGUGUCUAAUGGCAGCGUGAGUGGUCCUCUUUCUCUUCAGACACGCUGGCCGCAGCUGUCAUUGGCUAUUGAAGCGGCUGCCUUCUCCCCACUCGACAGAAAACUCUACUUCUUCAAAGGACGACGGGUCUGGCGUUCUGGCUCUGAUCUGGACCCUGGAUUCCCCAUGAAGAGCCGUGAUCUGGGUUUGCCGAAUCAUCCUGACUGUGCCUUCUUCUACCAGCCGCUGGAACGCAUGGUGAUCUUCAGAGGAUCCCGAUACUACGUUCUGAACCCGGAGUCUGUCAGUGUGGAGCCGUACUACCCUCGUGCCCUGAGGGACUGGAAGGGGCUUCCCCGCGGACUUAACGGGGCCUUGGCCCGGCCGGACGGAAAGCUGUAUUUCUUUAAAGAUCAGCAGUACUGGAGGUUUGAUCCUGGAAAGCUGCGGAUCACUGCAAAUGGACGGUGGACACAGAGACUGCCGUGGAUCGGCUGCCGCACAGCGCCAUCAUUACAGGGUAAUGACAUACUCUGACCAGCAGAGGAAGACAAACAUCAUUCACAAUAAUACACAACCGAAAUCUCUGCAAAUCUACCAAUGCAACCAGAAAUGUUUUAUGCUGAUUGCCAGUGAGUACCUCAAUGUCCACGUUUCAUAUUAACAUAAAGACAUUGCAUUUUUGCAAAAAAAAAAAUCACAGUGUUAAGUACAUUUAAGCAGCUGAAAAGUACCUUAAGUAUCUUUUUUUUUAAUGUUAUCAGAAAGGUAACAAUCAGAUAUCUAAAUACUUAGUCUAGCCAAAUGAAAUCAUUUAUGUAAAGAAUUUAUAAUAGCUUUAGCCAAAUAACUCAAGUGCUGGGUUGACUACCAAUACCAACAUCUAUCUCAUAUGAAAUGUGAUCCUAAUCAAAUGCAUCAAUUGCCAUCUUAGCUGUAUUAUAUCCCUAAAUUAAAUCUAGUGCUAGAAACACACGGGAAUGUCAUAAAAGCUUUUGUUUGCACAGAAUUGUAUGGCAAGGUUUACUAUAUCCAUGAAAAUUGAUUAUAUUUUUGUUAUUUAUUUAGAAUGAUAACUAAAAUAAUGUGAACUAAAUAAUUUAAUAUAUACUUUGACUUGGGCUAAUUUGUGUUUUAAUAAAGCAUGA